GGUGGUGGUCUGGACUGAAUCCACAACUCGUUACGCUAAUCGCUGCUCAGAUUGGCUCUGAACAACUGACUGAGACUGGAGGCUCCGGGCGCCGGUGAUGCGACGCAGACCGCCGCUGAUGUCUGUGUGCCGUGAUGUGUGUGGCGUCUGAGCAACAGCCCGGAGUGUGUGUGAGUCACUGUGAUCCGAGGUGACAAUCCAGAUAACUGUGGGGCUUACAAUGCACCGACGACCAAACAUGCAAUAGAAUUGAAUGGGAGCUUCUGGGAAAUUCACAGGGAUUCUUCUGUGACAUAUAGCCUAUCGUGCGAUGGAAGUUAAAAAAGGGAUUUUACAUUGCAUUCGAUUCUUAAGUCCUCAGUGACAUUUUAUAAGUGGAAUGGAUUGGCUAUAUUUUCGGGAACGUGUACGAGAAUACCUGUUCGCGCCAACUUUGUUUUUUUCUCUUGAAGAGUGGCUCAAUGUAGAAACUUUAAUGUGGCAUUACACCGGUCCCUAAGAAUGGCGAUGAUGAAGGCGAACUUGAGCUGUCUGGAUAGUUUAUCCCGGGGAAACAACAGCCUCCCCGCCAGGAACACGUCUCCCGGGGUAGCGGCCACCCUCGCCGGCGUGCUGAUCUUCACUACCGUGGCUGAUAUCCUUGGAAAUCUACUGGUCAUCCUGUCCGUGUACAGGAACAAGAAACUGAGGAAUGCAGGUAACAUCUUUGUGGUGAGUCUUUCUGUUGCUGACCUGGUGGUGGCGCUGUACCCCUACCCCUUGGCUCUGUUCGCUAUCUUCCACAAUGGCUGGACAAUGGGCUCCCUGCACUGCCAGCUGAGUGGCUUUGUAAUGGGACUGAGUGUGAUCGGUUCGGUCUUCAACAUCACGGCUAUCGCCAUCAACCGCUACUGCUACAUCUGCCACAGUCUUCGCUACGACCGACUGUAUUCGCGCCGGAACACCUGCCUGUACCUGCUGCUCACCUGGAUGCUAACCGCUUUGGCCACCGUGCCCAACUUCCUUGUGGGCUCCCUAAAAUACGACCCACGCAUCUUCUCCUGCACCUUCACCCAGACAGCAAGCUCCUCUUAUACAGUCUGUGUUGUUCUGAUCCACUUCCUUCUCCCGCUGGGUGUGGUUUCUUUCUGUUACCUGCGUAUAUGGACAUUGGUGAUUAGGGUCAAAAGUCGUGUCCGGCCCAAUCCAAAGGUCAGAGCAGCUGACAUGAGGAAUUUCCUGACGAUGUUUGUGGUGUUCGUACUGUUCGCCGUGUGCUGGGCGCCCCUGAACUUCAUUGGGCUCGCCGUGGCGGUUAACCCUGCAAGAGUGGCGCCCAAUGUCCCGGAGUGGCUGUUUGUUACCAGCUACUUUAUGGCAUAUUUCAACAGCUGUCUGAAUGCUGUUGUCUACGGGUUGCUCAACCAGAACUUUAGGCAAGAGUACAAACAGAUUCUUCAUGCUCUCUGCACCCCAAGAGCGCUGUUCAGUGAAAGUUCCAGGUACAACACUGAAGCCAUGAAGAGUAAACAGUCACCGGCGGGAACUAAUAAUAACGUGAAAGAGACCAACAUGUAUAAGGGCAGAGUAACACAUACUCUUUUCUAGUAGAUCACUCCCCCAUUUACCUUAACAACCACAAUAUAAGGGUACAACAGGCCAAGAGGUGGACCAGGGUAAAAUGUGCAUAUGUUUUUAUUUUCCCAGAUUGCAGCAAAAAUCCCCACAGCACUUUUCUAAUCACCCGCGGUUCUUGAAACACCGGGAAAUUUGGGAUGAUUCUUGAUGUGAUCGUGGGCGAAAAACACAAAGUCAAUUCUGUACUAGGUUUAUCUAAUAUUUAAGGUUUUUAAAA
Messenger RNA from Rhinichthys klamathensis goyatoka, 1834 nucleotides. RefSeq names its product melatonin receptor 1C (gene mtnr1c). Gene Ontology annotation, molecular function: melatonin receptor activity. Gene Ontology annotation, cellular component: membrane. Gene Ontology annotation, biological process: G protein-coupled receptor signaling pathway. Bases 502 to 1587 code for a protein of 361 amino acids. The record is from RefSeq and is a predicted model, not a curated record. Lineage: Eukaryota; Metazoa; Chordata; Actinopteri; Cypriniformes; Leuciscidae. The transcript has 2 exons.